Messenger RNA from Cuscuta campestris, 1100 nucleotides. NCBI's taxonomy places the organism in Eukaryota, Viridiplantae, Streptophyta, Magnoliopsida, Solanales, Convolvulaceae. The record is from the annotation of a GenBank genome assembly.
AAAUAAUAUUGGUCCAAUAUGUGCUCGAAGAGUGUAGAAGAUAGAAGAAGGACCUGGAUGCAUGAACACGCUACCGCCCUCCUCCUUCCACGUCCGACUAUAAAUUCUAACCUCCUCCAUCUCUCCAUUUUCAUCAUCUACACAACAAUUCUAAUCAAUCGCUUGAUUUCAAUUCUCCGCCGUGCCGAAUCACCGUGAAAACAUGUCUCUGAUUCCGAGUUUCUUCGAGGGUCGCCGGAGCAACGUCUUCGAUCCCUUCUCCAUGGACCUCUGGGAUCCGCUCUUCUCCAACACGCUGGCCAAUUUCGCCGGCGAAUCUGCUCGGGAGACGUCCGCAUUCGCCAACGCCCGCAUAGACUGGAAGGAGACGCCGGAGGCGCACGUGUUCAAGGCGGACGUGCCGGGGCUGAAGAAGGAGGAGGGUCGCCGGAGCAACGUCUUCGAUCCCUUCUCCAUGGACCUCUGGGAUCCGCUCUUCUCCAACACGCUGGCCAAUUUCGCCGGCGAAUCUGCUCGGGAGACGUCCGCAUUCGCCAACGCCCGCAUAGACUGGAAGGAGACGCCGGAGGCGCACGUGUUCAAGGCGGACGUGCCGGGGCUGAAGAAGGAGGAGGUGAAGGUGGAGGUGGAGGAAGGCAGGGUGCUGCAGAUCAGCGGGGAGAGGAGCAAGGAGAAGGAGGAGAAGAGCGACACCUGGCACCGCGUCGAGAGGAGCAGCGGCAGGUUCCUGAGGCGGUUCAGGCUGCCGGAGAAUGCCAGGGUUGAUCAGGUCAAGGCCGCCAUGGAGAACGGCGUCCUCACCGUCACCGUCCCCAAGGUCGAGCAGAAGAAGCCCGAUGUGAAGAACAUUCAGAUCUCCGGCUAGAUUUCCGGCCAGAUUCCAAAAAUCGCCGUUUGUUUUGUUCUUUUUUUGUCUUUUGAAUAAAAAUGUGUGAAGUGUGUCGUCGUCCUCGUCCUUGUCCAUUCUCGUGCUGCAAGCGCCAAGCGUUAUGAGCUAUGGCGGUUUCUCUGUAAUUUUCUGCCAUGAUAAUGCAUAAAAUCGUUUGAGCUCUUUUGAAAUUCCCCUGUUUUCUGAAAAUGAAUCAAUGGAAUGCUCAUUU